UUCAUCUGUUUGCUUUUUGCCUUCGUUUCGUUCGCUUCAAUUUGCUCGCUCGUCGGUACGCGCAUGCCAUAAUCUAUUUUGCCAAUACGAAUAUUGUAAAACAUCAAAAUAGGAGCGUGGAUUUUUCAAGAAACACGUAGUUUAUUGUGUUUUGUUGUUAGCGGUGUGGCCGCAGAAUAACCAGCCGAAAAUACAAUCAUUUUUCCAUAAUACAUCUAAUCGCUUGGGUCAGUGAUUGCGAAAAAUCAGGUUACGGGACCUUCUCGUCUGAUCGAUUUUGCGUGCAAUUUGUUGCCGUUUUGUUUGAUUUGUUCGCGUGGAUACUUGUAUGCUCGCAUAUAUUUGCGAACUUAACUUUACCAAUAGCGUGGAAAAGUGAUAUUUCCAUGAGACAAAAUUAAUUAUUUAAAUUUGCUAUAAAUAUCUUGCGUUCGAGUGAUAACAAAAACAAUUGUUUUGUUGGCAUUCUUCUACAAAGAUUACGCGUUGUGGGAUUUGCGAAUUGGCAACUCGUUUGCCCAUGAAAUAGCAGCGGAAAAACAACAAAAUAGCGCCUGUGAUUGUGGCGCGCAUAAUAAAUAUUAUUAAAAGAGAUAAAAUUUGCAUAUUCCAAAGCAUUUCUCAUCAGCAUCCAACAGCGCUUUUGAACGCUUUGUGAUUAUUCGUAUACAAAAAAUUGCAAAAUGUCUGCAGCAGUCGCAUCAGCACCAGCGACAACGACGACAAAAACUGUAAACAAUGCAACAUCGUCAGCUACCAACAACAACAACCGCAAUAAUAAUUUAACUAAAACAACAGCAAAAUCUUCAACUACUAGCGGCGAUACGACGAGUAAAGCAGCAAAUAAAAUCAACAAUAAUAACAAUCAGAAAACUGGCUACAGCAGCAGCGGUGGAGGCGGUGGCAACGACACCAACGACAGCAAACAGCAACGCCUCAAAUACAUUGCGAAUGUAGUGCGCGCUCUGGUGACAUCACGCAAACCACCGUGCAAAUUGCGCGAGGUACUACGCGAGUAUCCAGACAUCGAAGGUGAACCAUUGAAUUUUCGCAAACUUGGCUAUCCCACGGCCAAGGAUUUGUUGAAGGCGACUGGCGAGUUUAGUUUUACGCAAUAUGGUGAAGAGACAUACAUAAAUGCCGCACCUAGCUCAAAAUCGGCACACAUAUCGUCUAUGGUGAGACAGCAGAAGGCGAGCAAAUCGACACGGAUCAAGGUGGCACCACAAGUGAGACAACCGAAACGCUCCGAUCAGAGUUGGAACAAGAGCAGCUACUCAUCAAACGUCUUCCAGCGUUUGCGGACGACGGGUCAACAACAGCAGCAACGUUGGCGCAGUAAUGCGACAGUAGCGGCGGCGGUAGGAACAGGGGUUGGUGAUCGCAAUAACAACAAUAGUCAGCAGCAAAACAAUAAUAGCCGUAAUAACAUAGGGGCCGUCGGCUUACAAACGCAACAGAAAGAGAAAGAGAAGGAGAAAACGCAACUGCAAAAGCAAACACAGCCACAGACACAACAAAAGGCGCAGCAGCAGCCGCAACAACAACAACAACUGCAACCACAGAAAACCCAGCAACAGCAGAAGCAACCAGCUCAGCAGCAGCAGACGCCCUUGCAGCGUCAAAAGUCGGUCGGAUCGACAAAUAAACCGGCUGUCGGUAGCGAAAAGAAGGAUCUACGCGAAAUGUUGAACGCAAAGGCGGCGCAACAACAAUCAAAUGGCGGUGGCGCAGCCAACAAUGGCAAUAAAAUGCCCGCCGGUCAGCCAGAUUUGCGUGAACGCCUGAACGCGAAAAGGCAGCCGCAGCAACAACAGUCACUCCCAACGCAACAACAAAAGCAGCAGCAGCAACAGCAGUCAUCAUCACCGCGCCCCAUUUUGGGGCAAAAUAACAAUUCGGCAAUAGCGAUUGCUUCCACAUUGAUAUUGGCGCAGCGCGAACAAAAAAUACAGGAGCAACAUCAGCAACAGCGCGCACAGUUGUUAGCGGCACAGCAAUUACGUCAACAGCAGCAACAACAAAAGCAACAGCUGAUACAACAGAACUUGUUGAAGCAACAAGAACUGCAAAUGCAAGCAAAACAAAAGCUGCAGGCUCAACAACAACUGGAAGUGCAACAACAAAUGCAAGCGCAACAACAGCUGGAAGCGCAGCAGCAACUUCAGGCGCAGCAGCAGCAAAUGCAGGCGCAACAGCGGCAAAUGCAGGCGCAAAAACAGCAGCUGCCGGCCCGACAAGUAAUGAGCGGAGGUGGCAUUGCACAGUCAGGCGUUGGCAUUGGCUCCGUGCAAGAUCGCUUGCGUAUUCGUAUUAAUAAUAAUCACAAUGGAAAUGAUUUCGCUGCGUCAUCGUCGACUGGCAGCAACACGCCGGAAACGUCUCCAGCGCUAUCAUCGGCUGGCUCUGACAAACUGACGACGCCAAGUCCAUUUGUUGGUUCGGCGGCAAUGCAGCAGCUGCAGCAACAACAACAACCACUAUUCCAUAAGCAGCGCUACAUAGUGAAACAGCAGCAGCUGCAGCAACAACAACAGCAACAGCAGUUUGGCGAGGCCAAUGGCCAGAACGUCAUACCACCACGCGUUUUCCAAUUCAACCCCAAACUCGAUCCUAUCACAUCGCUGACACAGUAUUGUGUGGUACGCCGUUAUGCGCCUCCUGCUUUUAGCGCAAUACGUUCGAAAUUCUCACGCCUCUAUCAGUGUCGUGUCAAUGUGAAUGGCACCAUCUUCUCAACAUACCCCAAUGAAUAUUUGCAUGAACAUCUGGCACAAAUUUCAUGUGCACAAAAAGCUAUUGAGCUAUUGAAAUUGCAAGAGGCAAGACGUCCAUUGCCGUUGUUUUCGGAGGGUGAUGCCGAUCUUAUUGAUAAACUCUACAAUGAGUUGCACCUACAUCCACAUGGCAUAUUUGCUAAAAAUAUACCCGAAAUGUUCGAGGAAGCGUACCAACAGGCAUUGCCAGAACAUUGGUGGACAUUAGUGCAAACGUCGCCCAGAUUCACUACAGAAUCGGCAACCAACAAUGCUGUGAUUGUGUUUGCUAACGAGGAGGCAGACAAAGACAAAGCUGGCGCUACCGGUGAAAUUAUACAAAUGGAUGGCAUUGCUCUACCCUGGAAGCAAAAGUAUUGGCAAUUAUACAUCACAUACUGCGCUUCGACGGUGGAUGUGUGGGCGCGCUUAUUCGGCAAGGAGUAUAGUGAACGUUUCGAUGCAGUUAUGAGUGAAAUCGAUACGCACAUGGCCACACAAAAGACACGUCCACUAUCGCUCGCCUGCAAAAAUAUCUACCUGGUGUGCAUCAACGAAUGCUGGCAUCGAGUGCGCGUCGAGGAGCUGGAUAAACCGAAUGCAACAGCGCGGUGUUUCUUCAUCGACUAUGGCGAUAGCGAUUGGGUGGCCGUCAGUGAGUUGUACAUUUGUGAGGCACAAUUUUUACGUUUGCCUGCGCAAGCAGUGCCCCUAUCACUAUUCGGUUUGGAGGAUUUCGCUGGUAAUCCGAAUGCGCGACGCCAUCUUGAUACGAUGUUGUCAAGCAAAUCAGUGGUAGGUGAGAUUUUGACCAAAGAGAGCGAUUUUUACAAUACAGAAUCGAGCGCCUGUGGUAAAAUCCAAGUUGUGUUGUACGACACCUCAACCGAGGAGGAUGUGAAUUUGAAUCCCUUAUUGCUGAGCCAGAUUUGCGAUGACACACCGCCUCCGGAGAUUAAGCAUAAGGGCGCUACGAAUGUGCUGGUGUCGCAUGUGAGCGAAGACGGUGAUUUGUAUUUGCAGAUACUAAAUAGUGACUUCAAAUAUGUGCAGAAAUUAAUUCAACAACUCAUCGAGUCGAAGUUCAAACGCGAACAACAUAAGAUCAGUGCCAGCGAUUUGAAGCGCUCUAAUCUCUUCCUGAUUUGUGAUGAUACAAAUGGCAGCGAGACACAAUGGUAUCGUGGCGCACUAACCGACAUGCCGAGCUAUAGCGCUGAGGACGAGGAAUUUGAUAUAUUCUAUGUGGAUCAUGGUAUAACCCGACGAACGCACAUUUCAAAAAUAUUCCGGUUGGAAUCAUUGAGCACAGCGUUGAGCAAAUUCCCACGACAAGCGAUACGUGCACGUCUACACAAUAUACCGCCCAUAACAAAGAGCAUUGUGGGACGAAUGCGCGCUUUGCUGCCAGCCAAUUGUGCUACGUUUGUAAAAAUGAACAAACCCGGCAAAUUGCCGUAUGUAACAGUCUAUCGUCGCCAUGAGAGUUCGGAUAUGUUGUGCAAUAUAAACGAGGAUAUACGCAUGGAAGCCGAAUUAGAGUGUUCUACGGCUUCUAAUGGUGAAGAUGAUGAUGUACCCGUUAAUGGCAAACACUAUGGACUCGCUAAGAAUGCUAGUGGCGGUAGCCUGAACUCACCUACAACUCAACAAACAUUUGUCGAAAUGACACGCGGUCUGACGAUCACUACUUCAGUGCCAAAUUCACCACAAAAGGUAGCUGAGCUGCCAAAAUUACAAAACUACGAUGCGAUACCACGUGAUCCAAACGAUUUUCUGGAAGUGCGUGUCACAAUGUCGGCGAAUCCUUCAAAUUUUACGAUUCAACCCUACAAAGACUAUCCACGCCUUCGUGAUCUGAUGAAGGAGUUGCAAGAGUACUGUGAAAAUAAUGAUGAAUUCAUACCGGCUGAUAUGGUGGAAAUAGGACAGGCUUAUGCGGCCAAGAAUCCGGAUGGUUUCUAUCAUCGCGUUGUUGUGGUGAACACCUACAAUGGUGAUAUGAUACACGUUUGUUUCUGUGAUUUCGGUGAUAUAGCUAUUUUACGUAGCGAUCAAUUGAAAAUAUUGCCAGCCAAAUAUCGUCAAUUGCGAAAAAUGUCGAUUCAAGCUAAAUUGCAUGGCAUCACCGCCACGCAUGGCGACUGGAGUCUGGAAGAUUGUCUACGCUUCCGUCAGUUAACAGUCGGUCAAAAAUUUGUAGCGUCUAUAAAACGUAUUACAUAUGAUAAGCUAGGUUCACCUGACACACCAAUACUCGAGCUGGAAUUGAUUGAUGUGACUACAGAUGAAGAUGUCUAUAUACAUGAGAUAUUAUUGAAGGAGCAACGUGCGAUUAAAAAUGGUGAAGUCAAAAGUAACUAAAGCGGGACUGUUGCUAUUGGACAACACACACUCAGACUAAAAGAAGAAGAGCGAAAAAAGCUAUUUCUUAACUGUAUACUAGAUUUUAAUGUAGGUUAGCGAAGGCAUUUUUUGUUUAUUAUUUGCCUUUUGAAGGCCUUUUGAUUUCGUGUGGAUCUAUUUUUUUCUACUGAUUUUAAAGAAAUUUUUAUUUCAGAAUGGAAAAAGAGGAUAAGUACGUUGAACGUUAAAAUAUUUAUGCGGAUGAAGCGUUGUUCUUUUGAAAAAAUGCGUUUUUUCACAAUGGCGUUUUCAUUUCUACCAAAAAAAAAAAUGUUUCCUUCCAACGUGCUCUUCGCACAAAUACUAAGGAGAAGCCAAUGAAAAGAACAUGUUUUGUAGAAAAGAAAACCACGUAAAGAAAAAGUAUCGCUUCUUUCUGAUUUGCGUAUUCGGGAGAAAAGUUAACUUGCACACAUUGCAAUCAUGCGUUCCUCGAACUAUGGUUUUUGCUGACUUUAGUUUAAAAAUUUCGCAUAGCGCUUCUGCUUUUUAAAUCAUAAUUAUAUUUUUGGUUAAUCGUUAUUUUUUGAAAUUCGUUGAAUUAAUCUCAUUACUCUAACAAGCAUUACACUUAAAUUGAAAUAAAAAUCUAUACUUUAAAUAUUCGUUUGAGCGUGAAAGUCACAUUCCGUACAUUAAUUCUCAUACACAAUACAUUUACGCGUUUUGUUGACAUUUUUUUUAUUGAGCUUAGUCAUCUUAGCUAUUAACUCUUUGCAAGCGUUGAACUCUUCUAACGAAAUUAACUAUUUUUUAAUUAUAAAAUUAAAAUAAAUUAAUUACCAAACGAAAUGAGACUUCGACAAAUAUGCGCGAUUUUUGUAAGCAUACGAAGAUAUUACGAUUUAUUAUUUUUCUUUUUAAAAUGUUUAUAACGAAGUAAUUUAGUAUUUAAAUUAUUAUUAAUGUUAUUUUAUGUAAUACACGCGUAUUACUAAAGAUAUAAAAGUGAAAUAUGUAAAAAAAAACGAAAAUUAAAGAUAAUUAAAGAAUGAAAAUUUAAAUCUAGUGCGUAAAUAAAAUGGUUCGUUUAAAGAAGUGUAGUCGCUGAGACCAAAUGAUAUUGUUAUUUGCUAAAAAGGUCAUUUUGGCAAAUAUUGUUAGCUACUAGCAACAAACUAUUAUUUUUGCUGCUAUGAAUUUGAAAUAAAUUAUUUUUUUAUUACUGACAUCGGUAAUUUGUGACAAGACGGAUAAGGAUAAUCAGCAAGGCAUUAAAAAAUCACGUAAUUAAAAGAGAAACGAAAGAUUUAAGAGUAAAACGUAAUAAAUGUUUACCAUUAAAAUGAAACAAAAAAAUCAUGAAAAAUUCCCGAAAAUGUAAUAAAUAUGAAAAUAUAAAAUCUAUCCCUGAAGACAAAUAUCCAUAUAUUAAUUCUACCAUAUUAAAUAGACAGUUUAUUUGUGUUUUAUGAGCAUAGAAGUUGAACAAAUGCGGUAAAUUGAACUAAAAUUCAACAUAACCAAAAAAAACAAAAAAACAUUUAUCCUGGUAUUUUCACCUGCGCAGCGAAUAAAUUUGGCGAAGCGCACGGUUUGCUGAACACACCUAAAAUUUGCAUAAAGAUCGUUCGCCACGCAAAGCAAUUUGUAAAAUCAAAAGAACUUUGUACAAGCGAACACUCUUAAUAUAAAUUUAAGGUGUGUUCGCCAAUCUGUUCUCUCGCAAGUGCCAAUACCAGCUUUAUAUAUUAAAUAACCAGACAAAUUGUUAAAUGUAAUUAAAAAUAAAUUUAAAGAGAGAAAUAAAUCAUUUGAAAGUUAAAAUAACUUCCAAAUUCAUACAAAUCACAGACGGCUUUUCACAGAACUAAUUACUUAGUUUUGUGGGCUAAAACUAAAAUGGCAUCAGCAAAACACUGCGCUUUAGUGCUAAGGGCCAGUUUUUCAGUGGCAGUUUUAACUUAGAUCUGGAACUGAGAACUGAAAAACUGGCCCUAAGAAACAACUUUUCAGCGAAAAAGUUUUCCCAAUAUAAAGACAAUUUAUACUUCUUUAACACAAUGUUCUUGCAGCAAUUUUAAUAACUAAGCAUUAUAAUUUACAAAAGCAAUGAUUGGUUUUAUAACCCUCUUUUAAAGAGAUUACUAAGCUUUUGCAAAAUGUAUACCAGUUACAGCUAUUUUACAACUACUAUAAAUGAUAUUUUCUUCGUAAAACCUUUUGUGGCAUUUUGUUCGACUUUUUUUGCUCAAUUCAGACGCAAUUUUUCAAUAUGCAAAUAACCCAACAUACUUACCUAGUGUGUAAGCCUCAAAAUUAAUAUAUGUACAUACAUACAUACACAGAUAUGUCCACAGAUAUACAUACAUUCUGCAUAUGCAUAUGUAGCAUAUUCUUCAUAUGCAUAUGUAGCUACAUAUAAAGUAUCUACAGGGGUUACCCACGAUCCGGUGCAUACUGUCUAGCAUGGUGCAUGUUUGGACACAUGAAACAACAACAAAAUUUUCCAAUCAUGCAAUCUAUGCAAUAUGCUAGACAGUAUGCACCACAUCGUGAAUACCCCUUACCUACUUCCAAACACCGGCAUACAUACAUAUUCUAUAUGCAAUAAAAUGAAGAUCAAUGUGCAAAACGCAAA
This is a messenger RNA of Rhagoletis pomonella (apple maggot), 7743 nucleotides long. RefSeq lists its product as uncharacterized. Gene Ontology annotation, biological process: spermatogenesis. The record is from RefSeq and is a predicted model, not a curated record. Lineage: Eukaryota; Metazoa; Arthropoda; Insecta; Diptera; Tephritidae. The transcript is spliced from 11 exons. The coding region runs from base 684 to 5120 and encodes 1478 amino acids.